Messenger RNA from Galleria mellonella (greater wax moth), 1914 nucleotides. RefSeq lists its product as uncharacterized. The coding region runs from base 220 to 1320 and encodes 366 amino acids. The transcript is spliced from 2 exons. The record is from RefSeq and is a predicted model, not a curated record. NCBI's taxonomy places the organism in Eukaryota, Metazoa, Arthropoda, Insecta, Lepidoptera, Pyralidae.
UUCGUUUCCGAGAUUUAUCUUUGACCAUGUAGUAGCCUCGCUACGCUGCAACCCUUCGCACAAGCAUUCAGAGGGUAGGAAUAAAAACAUAAUAAUGACAUUGCUGUCACUCUCCUAUGCCGACACAUUCCGACCCAGCCUCAUUCUUGUCCGUGCGCUCGCGCCGACUGCACAAGCUUAUAAAUAUAUAAACUAAAAAAAAAAAAAAAAAAAAAAAAAAUGCCUAAACGCAAACGCGAAGAAUCGAAAGAGGAACGUUGGUCAAGAAAAAUGAAGAAAUAUGAAGCGAAGCUUCUUAAAACACAGUGUCGUAAUACUAAGCGUAUUGUUUACUCCAGCGAUGAAGAUGAUGUACAUAUCGAAGAACAUCCGGUACCUGGAGAAACUGAAUUGUUUAAUGUGGGUAAUAUUUCAAGCGAACAGCAAGAAAUUUUCUCGGAUCUUGACUCGUACCAAGACCUUCCUCCUAAGGAAGUACCCUUAACUGUAACUGAGAAUAAUGAGGAAGUCGCAGAAUGCAUUGACUCGGAAUUAUUACAAGCCUUAGGAGAAAAUGAAUCGGAAAUUACUGAAUAUGGUGAUGAAAUAUAUAAAGAUAUAGCAACAAGGUUCCAAAAAAUUUUAAUAGAGGGCUUAAGAAAGGAAAAUAGAGAAGAACUUAUAAAGAAAUAUCUGUUUCCUAAAAAUUUACCGUUCUUAAAGGCACCCACUCUAAACCCAGAGGUCCAUGCUAUGCUUCCUGAGCCUUGCCGUCUCCGCGAUAAACGUUUGAUUUGUAAACAAGAUCAGCUCGGACGUGCACUAUCAGCCCUAGGAAAGGCCAUGACGGCUCUUUUAAAGAAAGACCCUGUUAUAUCCGAAGUUAUUCGCAUAUUGAGCGAUACGGGAAAACUUAUCGCAGACUCCCACUACGCAGAAACAGACACCCGUCGGUCAGUCAUCAUUCCAUUAGUAGACAAAUCUUUGGCCGAUACUUUUAAAAACCGGAAGAGAGAUACUUUCUUAUUCGGAGAGAGUUUAUCUGAAGUAGUGAAGGAAUCUCGAGGAAUUAAGAAGACUAGUCAAUUAAUUCAAGCUACAGCCUCUUCUUCCAGCUCUGGUUUAAACUUCAGGGGCCCAUCGGCUCGACCACGUCAGUGCGCCAGUCAAACCAACUCGCAACAACGAGCCGGUGGGCACAAAACUUCAUAUGCGAAUCGGCGACGUGUAGUCGCCGCACCGGCGCCACACAGUCGCCGUCCGCAACCACCGCCGCCGCCGCCAGCGCGGCGCCAACCAGUCUACAAGCCGCGACCAGCAGCCGAUCGGUCGCGGAAUUAAAUACAGAAUCUCAGGUAUAUGCAGGUCGCUUGAAAUAUUUUUUACACGCUUGGCGUUCAAUUACAAGCGAUAACUUUAUUUUAAAUUCUAUUCAAGGAUAUUCAAUUCCAUUUAUUACUAUACCAGAACAGAGUCCAAGUGAAUAUCCAAAACGUAUUUUUUGUUCUAAUGAACGAAUUGCACUUAAAAAACAAAUUCAACAUUUGAUAAAAUUAGGGGCCAUACAAAAAUGCAAUCCUGUUAAGGGACAAUAUUUAUCUGACAUAUUUUUAGUGCCAAAGAGUGACGGUAGCAUGAGGUUUAUAUUGAACCUUAAAAAAUUAAAUAAAUAUGUUCGUGUCGAACAUUUUAAGAUGGAAGAUAUUAGGACGGCGACAAAACUAAUAACUGAAGGGUCUUUUAUGGCCAAUAUUGAUUUGCAGGAUGCUUAUUUUUUAGUCCCAAUCCAUGCUAGCCAUAAAAAAUAUUUACGAUUUUAUUUUGAAGGAAUACGAAUUCACUGCACUCCCGUUUGGAUUAUGUUCUGCGCCUUACAUAUUUACAAAAAUUUUACAGCCCGUUAUGACUCACUUAAGAGCUCGUGGUUUUAAAUCA